Saccharomyces kudriavzevii IFO 1802 is the source of this 1086-nucleotide messenger RNA. It is a transcript of the gene URE2, whose product is annotated as glutathione peroxidase. Gene Ontology annotation, molecular function: transcription corepressor activity. Lineage: Eukaryota; Fungi; Ascomycota; Saccharomycetes; Saccharomycetales; Saccharomycetaceae. The coding region runs from base 1 to 1086 and encodes 361 amino acids. The transcript has a single exon. The record is from RefSeq and is a predicted model, not a curated record. Gene Ontology annotation, biological process: regulation of nitrogen utilization.
AUGAUGAAUACCAACGGUAACCAAGUCUCUCAUUUAUCCAGUGCCCUCCGCCAAGUGAACUUAGGAAAUAGGAAUAGUAAUACCACUACUGACCAAAGCAAUAUAAAUUUUGAGUUCCCCGCAGGUGUAAAUAAUAACAAUAAUCUCAAUAAUAGUAACAGUAAUAGUAAUAAUAAUAAUAAUAAUAAUAGUGUUCAAAGCAGCAACAAUGGCCGCAACGGUGCUCAAAAUGAUGACAACGAAAACAACAUCAAAGAUACAUUGGAACAACAUCGACAACAACAGCAGGCGUUUUCUGAUAUGAAUCGCGUGGAGUACUCAAGAAUUACAAAAUUUUUUCAAGAGCAACCAUUGGAAGGGUACACUCUUUUCUCUCACAGGUCCGCCCCUAAUGGGUUUAAGGUCGCUAUAGUACUUAGUGAACUCGGAUUUCAUUAUAAUACGAUUUUCCUAGAUUUUAAUCUUGGAGAACAUAGGGCACCUGAAUUUGUAUCUGUCAAUCCCAAUGCUAGAGUUCCAGCCUUGAUUGAUCACAGCAUGGAUAACUUAUCCAUUUGGGAAUCAGGAGCUAUUUUACAGCAUUUGGUAAAUAAAUAUUACAAAGAAACUGGCAACCCAUUACUCUGGUCUGAUGAUUUAGCUGACCAGUCACAAAUUAACGCAUGGUUGUUUUUCCAAACUUCUGGCCAUGCACCAAUGAUUGGACAGGCCUUACAUUUCAGGUACUUUCACUCCCAAAAGAUAGCAAGUGCUGUAGAAAGAUACACGGAUGAAGUUAGAAGAGUUUACGGUGUAGUAGAGAUGGCACUUGCUGAGCGUAGAGAAGCAUUGGUGAUGGAACUAGACACGGAAAAUGCGGCAGCAUAUUCUGCUGGAACAACCCCGAUGUCGCAAAGUCGGUUCUUUGACUACCCUGUAUGGCUCGUAGGGGAUAAACUAACUAUAGCUGAUUUGGCCUUCGUUCCAUGGAAUAAUGUCGUAGAUAGGAUUGGUAUUAAUAUCAAAAUUGAGUUCCCAGAAGUUUAUAAGUGGACAAAGCAUAUGAUGAGAAGACCCGCCGUAAUUAAAGCAUUGCGUGGAGAGUAA